AACGCCUUCAUUCUUUAGCCUUUAACAAACAAACAUUAGAUAGAAAGAUAUUCAAAGGUUUCUCCAAUUAGCGUGUUUUUCUUGUGUUCUUUCCUUGAGAGCAAACCGACUGGUGAUCAUGAACUCGACCAUGAAGCUUUAUAUGGUCUUGGUGGCUGUGCUAGCGACGACGAUGACAGUCGGCGCCGGCAGUGGCCAAGAAGCGCCCCCGGACACGACGUUCGGAUGCGAACGCGACUAUCCUAACGGAUACUGUGUGAUUGAAGGCAUCAAAGACAAAGACGGUCGAGCUAGACUUAAACAAAUGUUGCCGGCGAAUAUCGCGGACUCCAAAGCACCCCUGAAGAUGAACUGUAAUAAGAAGAUGUUCAAGGGUACGACUAUGUGGUGUUGUCCAGAAGGCAGUCUCCAAUGGUACGAUAAACCAAAACAUCUGACCGAUUCCGACGUGGAAGGGAUUUGUCAUGAACGUACUCCUGGUGGACCUCCCGGAUCUGAUGGCCAAUAAUUCGAUUUUCUUCAGUCUACUGAGUCCUACUCUGUCUAAUUCUCCACAGUCUACAUACCUUCC
Puccinia graminis f. sp. tritici CRL 75-36-700-3 is the source of this 571-nucleotide messenger RNA. RefSeq lists its product as uncharacterized. The transcript has 3 exons. The coding region runs from base 119 to 508 and encodes 129 amino acids. NCBI's taxonomy places the organism in Eukaryota, Fungi, Basidiomycota, Pucciniomycetes, Pucciniales, Pucciniaceae. The record is from RefSeq and is a predicted model, not a curated record.